UUGUGGAUAAUUAAGUAGAUUUUCAAAGUCUACAGAGAGAUUUAUGCCAGUUGGAAGAGUGGGCUGAAAGAUGGCAGAUGGAGUUUAAUGCUGAUAAGUGUGAGGUGCUACACCUUGGCAGGACAAAUCAAAAUAGGACGUACAUGGUAAAUGGCAGGGAAUUGAAGAAUGCAGGUGAACAGAGGGAUCUGGGAAUAACUGUGCACAGUUCCCUGAAAGUGGAAUCUCAUGUAGAUAGGGUGGUAAAGAAAGCUUUUGGUGUGCUGGCCUUUAUAAAUCAGAGCAUUGAGUAUAGAAGUUGAGAUGUAAUGUUAAAAUUGUACAAGGCAUUGGUAUGGUGUACAAUUUUGGUCGCCUUAUUAUAGGAAGGAUGUCAACAAAAUAGAGAGAGUACAGAGGAGAUUACUAGAAUGUUGCCUGAGUUUCAGCAACUAAGUUACAGAGAAAGGUUGAACAAGUUAGGGCUUUAUUCUUUGGAGCGCAGAAGGUUAAGGGGGGACUUGAUAGAGGUCUUUAAAAUGAUGAGAGGGAUAGACAGAGUUGACGUGGAUAAGCUUUUCCCACUGAGAGUAGGGAAGAUUCAAACAAGGGGACAUGACUUGAGAAUUAAGGGACAGAAGUUUAGGGGCAACAUGAGGGGGAACUUCUUUACUCAGAGAGUGGUUGCUGUGUGGAAUGAGCUUCCAGUGAAGGUGGUGGAGGCAGGUUCGUUUUUAUCAUUUAAAAAUAAAUUGGAUAGUUAUAUGGACGGGAAAGGAAUGGAGGGUUAUGGUCUGAGCGCAGGUAUAUGGGACUAGGGGAGAAUACGUGUUCGGCACGGACUAGAAGGGUCGAGAUGGCCUGUUUCCGUGCUGUAAUUGUUAUAUGGUUAUAUUUAUAUGGUAAUGAACCAGGUGUGUCCUCACAUCCAGCUGCACUGUAUGUAAUACUUGCAAGAAUGAUCCAACUAUUUAAAUGGCUUGUUGAAACUUGUCUGUAUCCCUUGCUGAAUGUAACUCAGCAGCUUUAAACAGUCGUGUGGAGAUUAACUUGAAAAAUGUUGUGGCCACUUCUGAUAGAGUAAACAUAUUUCCGUCCUUCAACAAUAUAAUAUCAGCAUCCAGUUAUGAUUAAUGCCUGGACGAAGAAAUAUUUGGGACACAAAAGGGUUUCCUGCCUCUUUUAAUUUCUAGAGAAUAGAAAGCAUUGUCUUUUUGGAAUGGAUUCUUCAAUACCUGCCUUGUGAAGUAUGAAUCUUAUCACAAACAUCCUCAAUUGAACUGCAAGAUGCUGAACUUUAUUGCAAGACCCUAGAGCAUCUUCUUCAAAUUGUUCAGCCAAACUUUGAAACUUGUCUGUAUUGAGGAAUUGCCUGGCGUGAGUCAUCUUGCCAUGGAAUUCGACUUCAACAUACAAGAGUUAAUUGACUUGAGCUUCCUAACCGAUGAGGAGCAGGAUGUGAUUGCACAAGUUCUUCACCGGGAUACCAAACUCCGUUUAUUGGAAGAACAACGUGUCAAGAAAUUACAACAGUCAGUUCUUGAUCCAGAACAGCUAAAAAUCGUAACGGGAGAUUGGUUCAAGGAAGCCAGGUCAAGGCGCCACACAGACGAAUGGUUUGGGUCAGACAUCGUUCGGGCUUCCAUUCGCAGGAAGAAAAGAACAAAAGGUGAAGGUGAAAAGAGGGUGACGAUUAAUAAUGAGAAAAUCAUUAUUAAUGAGCAGAGUGAUCAGGACGGAGACGAACAUGAGAAUGAGAAUGGUGUUGUAACUGAUGAAGACACGGUUAAUCCCGAUCUGGUGAAUACAGGAGUGGAUGAGACAGAUUGCGAACUGUUAGAAACCCACAACAGGUUAUUUGAUGACAUGAGAAAUGUGGCUUCAAAUGAAGAGACUUUUACUUUUGACACCAAUACGCAGGCCCAGCAUAAUAGCAAUGAGGCUUCAAUGACAAGAGAUGCUGUGGGCAGUGACUUGUUGAGAGAUGAGGAGGACCACAAACCGAUGCCAGUUAUUACAGUGCAGAAUGAUGAUGAUGUUGAUGAUGAUGUUGAUGAUGAUGUUGAUGAUGAUGACACUGUUAGUUCCAAGUACAAUAAAGAGGCCAACUUGCAAAUUGAAGGUGUGGACAACAAAAGCUCAGUAUCCAGUUUGCAAUCCCCUGCUGUAGACGUCAGCGGUUCGAUGUCCAGUUUCCAGUCUGCUGGUCUCAGUGGCAGUAUGAUGAGUUUGUACAGCAACAUUGAUCUUGGAUAUGUGGAUGUGAGCGGCAGUGUCACUUUCUCACUCCAUUAUAAUGAGAGCCAUAAUGAGUUUCAGAUUCAUGUGGUGCAAUGCAAUGAUCUAGCUGCAGCAAAGAAAAAUACUUCUAACCCCUAUGUGAAGAGUUAUCUUCUCCCAGACAAAUCAUCUCAAGGCAAGCGCAAGACCGGAGUGAAGAAGAAAACCUUGAAUCCUACAUUUAAUGAGUCAUUAAUGUAUAAACUGGGAAAAGAAGAGCUGCAGACCCGAACUCUAAAUCUCUCAGUGUGGCAUAGAGAUCGCUUUGGGCACAAUCUCUUCCUGGGGGAGAUAGAAAUCCAAUUAGAGCUUUGCGAUUGGAGUAAUACUAAACCGACAACCUACAUCCUUCAGCCACGGAUUGCUGCUCCACCAAACCCAAACCAAAGCAAAGGUCAGCUGUCCUUGUCACUAAAAUUCGUCCCAGCGGGAUCAUGUGAUCAAGGAUUGCCUCCCACCGCAGAAGUGCACAUCUGGUUAAAGGAAGCACGGAAUCUCAUCCCAGUUCGAUCCAAGGGCAUCAAUUCCUUUGUUAAAUGUUCUAUUCUACCAGAUGCCAAUAAAGCCAGUCAACAGAAGACCAGAGUGAUAAAGAAAGAUCUGAAUCCUGUUUAUAACCAUACAAUGGUAUAUGAUGGCUUUCAGACAGAAGAUGUAAGUGAGACCUGUGCAGAAUUCACCAUCUGGAAUCAUGACACCUUUUCCAGCCACCUCUUGGGAGGACUGAGACUCAGUCUGGGAACAGGUCACAGCUAUGGCCAACCUGUCAACUGGAUGGAUUCAAAUGAGGAAGAAGUAUCUGCGUGGCAGGGAAUGUUGGAUGAUCCAGGGCAGUGGGUGGCCAUUGUAUUACCAAUCAGGUCCAAUGUGGUUCCCAGUGAAUAAUCACGGAACAAAAGGCACUUUCUGAAAAAUAAUUAACAAAACAGAUUGCUGGAGGAACUCACCAGUUCAGGCAGCAUCUGUGGAGAGAAAUAGACAGAUGACGUUUCGGUUCAGGACCCUUCUUUAGACCUGAUUCGAAACGUUGUCUGUCCAUUUCCCUCCACAGAUGCUACUUGGUUCACUCAGUUCCUCCAGCACUUUGUUUUUUUUACCCAACAUUUCAGCAUCUGCAGCUCCUGUACCUCCAUAACAUGUGUGACAUAGCAAACCCCUUAGAACGUUAUGCUUGGGAUAUUAGGCUUAAAAUGAGAAGACAAAUAUUUGAGGGGAUUGUAGGAGAUGUCAAUGCUGGCUGUUUUGGCGAGAUAAAUGACUGAGAAUUUAUAUAUAUGCAGGUGACAAUUUUGACUGGGGUGUAACACAACUCUGUCAUAAAGUGUAAAUCAGAUCAACCUCCAUGACAGGGCCUGGACUAGGAGCUGAGAGUUAGAAUAGAAUAGCCUUUUAUUUGUCAUUCAGACCGAAGUCUGAACGAAAUUUAAGCAGUCAUACAUACAAUAAAAAAACAACAAUAAACACACAUUAACAUCCACCACAGUGAGACCACCCAACAUCUCCUCACUGUGAUGGAGGCAAAAGUCUUUGGUCUGCAGUCUCUUCCCUCCUCUUCUCCCUCUGCGCUGAGGCGAUACCCCCCCUGGGCGAUGUUAUAACAGUCCCGCGGCUCAACACCGCGGCCCGGGGUGGUCGUAGCUGCCGCCCACCCAGACCUGCAGACGCAGCCGCUGGCCCGCGGCCGAACCCCGGACUCAGGCCACCGCCGCCAGAACACCGUCCCAGCCACCCUCACGUGAGUAUCUGUCGACUCGACUUCAGCCUCGGGCCGGGCCGCCCCGACAUGGGCGUUGCUCCUCCCUUCGGCCGGGCCGCCCCGACAUGGGCGCCGAACCUCCCCCGGGCCGGGCCGAGCCCCGACUCGAGCGUUGCUUCUUCCCCGGGCCGGGCCGCCCCAACUCGGGCGUUGCUCCACCCUUCUCCCUCGGGCUGCGAGCGCCGCACCUCCCCGGACUCGGCCGCUCCGACGGGAGCCUCGUUCCAUCUCGGGCUGGCCGCUCCUCUCCUGUGCCGGACCGCCCUCACGGGAGCGAACUCAGGGCGAGUCUUGAUGGUCUCUGCCUCCAGAGCCUCGAGGUCGCCAGCUCCAUUUAGGCCUCAGCGCCGACGGAGGCAGAGAAGGGGAAUACGACAGAAAAGUUGCAUUCCCCCACAGGGAGAGACUGCACACCCCGUUCCACCCCGCCCCCCCCCCACAAAACACCACUAAAAAAAACAAAAACUAGACUAACCAAACAAAAUAAACAACACAAAAAACACAAAACAAACAGGACUGCCGAUGAGCCGCUGCAGCCAGAGCCGCGCCGCCACUUUAGCACUUUAGGGCCGUGUAAUAACUAUACAUUUCAUCUCCACUUCAGACCUGCAAUAGGAUAUGUCCAUAUCUGAAAUUUGAUAUCUGAAAAUUGCUACUUGAUUGUCAUUUAUCUCCAAAAGGAAUUGUUUAUUAGAAGUUAAGUCCUGGUAAACAAAUGAACAGUUAUAUAUUUAUAAACCCUAUGCGCUCAAGUGGAAUAUUUUUUACAGAUGACAACCUUUUGUUAUUGUAGAAUAGAUAAUGAAUAUGUAGUUUCUUCUACUUGAGAUACUCUUUAAAUGUUUGUUGUGUUGAACAUAAUGUUUGUUGUGUGUUUGAUUUUGAGCCUGGCUUUUAAAUGAAACUGUUGAGGUUCCUGAUAUUUUCAUUAUCAACCUAUACUUUUCUAGCAAGUAAACCAGCUGAGGUAUCUGCAUUACAUACUUAAUGCAACACAGGAAGCCACCUGGCCCAAACUGGCUUCUGAGACAAGUCCUUUCAAUCAUGUUUCUUUUGUUUUCCUAUAGGUGGCAGUUUAUUCUUUCUCACGUAUAUCAAUAUCCCUUUGAUUCUUUUGCCACAUCCACACUAACGGAUAAUUUACAAUAAGCAAUUAACCUUAUUGUUAAUUAAUAAAUGGGAGAGGAAAUGGGAACUCACAGCAGAAACUCGCAAAGCCAUGGAGGAAAUGUGAAAACACGCACGCUCUUUAACUAUUUUUAUAUUGGAGAGCAUUCUUUAGUUCCUUAGUUUCACCGAUGAACAAUGUCCUCAUCCAUCUACCUUUUACCUGGAGUAGGGGAAUCAAGAACUAGAAGACAUAGGUUUUAGGUGAUAGUGGAAAAAUUUAAUAGAAACCUGAAGGGCAACUUUUUCAUUCAGAGGGUCGAGGGUGUACGGAAUGAGCUGUCAGAGGAGGUAGUUGAGGCACAAACAAUAAUAACAUUUAAAAGACCCUUGGACAGGUACAAGACUAGGAAAGGUUUAGAGGGAUAUGGACCAAGUGCAGACAAAUGGGACUGGUUUAGAUGGGGCAAUUUGGUGGGCAUGGACUAGUUGAGCCUAAAGGCGUGUUUUCAUGCUGUUUGAAUCUAUAACAAACUUAUAUUGUGCAAUUUAAUGAUAUGGUGCAUAGCUCUCUGGGACAUUUCUCCAAUAGGGUUGUAGAUCUUCAAGUUCUUAUAAUCACUGCCUCCCAAAGCUAACCAGCGACCCAUUUCUUACCAGAGGCCACAUCCCAAUCUCUCCUCUAUCUAUUUUAUCCGAGCCUGUCUGCUAUUGCACUGAUCCCAUCUUUAUAUUAAACGCUGGAUUCCUGUUUGCAAUGGAAUUGUUUAGGUUAGUUAACUCCUUUAACUUUGUGUUCAAAGGUUUCUUUUUACAUACCAAUUAAAUGAAUGAAAACAAAAUCUUCAAAUUGUGGGUGAAGUUAUUUGUUAAUUUUGUAAAGAUCAUCCCUGUUAUUUAUUGCGUUCAACCGACCACAUAUCACAGAAUUCAUCACAUCUACCCCUAUCCAGCCACAAUCUUUCUUUUCUCUCAACCAUGGAGAUAGAUGACCAGGAUGCUUAUAGAUGAUUAAUACUCCUCUGUGCUUGGGUUUAGUUGCUUCAUCCAGGCUGAGGUAGCAAGGACUCUGCAGAAGGACUUGUUAGGAUAGUGGGCAGAGAAAUGGCAGAUGAAAUUCAGUAUAGCAAAGUGCAGAGUCAUGCAUUCUGGUGAUAAGAAUAAAAGCACAGAGUACUUUCUAAAUGGAGAGAGAAUCCAGAAAUCAGGGGUACCAUUGGACUUGGGAGUGCAGGUGCAGGACUCCCAGAAAGUUAAUUUAUCAUCGAAUAAGGAAGUAAGGCAGGCAAAAUCAAUGCUAGCAUUUAUAUCGAGGACUGGAAUACAAAAACAGAGAUGUAAUGCUGAGGCUCUAUAAGGCACUGGUCAGGCCACAUUUGGAGUACUGUGAGCAAUUUAGGCCCCAUAUCUGAGGAAGGAUGUGCUGGCUCUGGAGAGGGUCUAGAGGAGGUUUACAAGACUGAUUCCAGGAAUGAGUGGGUUGGCAUAGGAUGAGUGUUUGACAGCACUGGGCCUCGACUUGCUGGAGUUGAGAAGAUACCUAAUUGAAACUUACAGAAUAAUGAAAGGCAUAGAUAGAGUGUUUCCACUGGUGGGAGAGUCUAAGGCCAGAGGUCAUAGCCUCAGAAUUAAAGGGCACUCUUUUAGAAAGGAGGUGAGGAGGAACUUCUUUAGUCAGAGGGUAGUUAAUCUGUGGAACUCAUUGUCACAAAGGGCUGUGGAGGCCAAGUCAGUGGAGAUUUUUUAAGGCAGAGAUGGACAAAUUCUUGAUUAGAAAGAGUGUCAAGGGUUAUGGAAAUAGGCAGGAAGAUGGGACUAGGAGGCAGAGAUCAGCCACGGUUGAAUAGCGGAGUAGACUCGAUGGGCCGAAUGGCCUAAUUCUACUCCUCUAACUUGUGACCUCCGCCCCUCCCCCGUUACUGCUGUUCG
Molecule: messenger RNA, 7051 nt
Organism: Leucoraja erinaceus (little skate)
Lineage: Eukaryota; Metazoa; Chordata; Chondrichthyes; Rajiformes; Rajidae
Product: synaptotagmin-like protein 1
Exons: 15
Coding region: 1372-3144 (590 amino acids)
Biological process (GO): intracellular protein transport; exocytosis
Cellular component (GO): exocytic vesicle; plasma membrane
Molecular function (GO): neurexin family protein binding; small GTPase binding
Source: RefSeq, a predicted model, not a curated record